Messenger RNA from Dryobates pubescens (Downy woodpecker), 1002 nucleotides. It is a transcript of the gene NFKBID, whose product is annotated as NFKB inhibitor delta. Gene Ontology annotation, biological process: regulation of gene expression. Gene Ontology annotation, cellular component: nucleus. The transcript is spliced from 9 exons. The coding region runs from base 1 to 1002 and encodes 333 amino acids. Lineage: Eukaryota; Metazoa; Chordata; Aves; Piciformes; Picidae. Gene Ontology annotation, molecular function: protein binding. The record is from RefSeq and is a predicted model, not a curated record.
AUGAGAGCCCAGAGAGUCCCUUACUGGUGCCAGCUGGAGGGGGUUACUGGGAGCCAACUGGGAGCUACUGGGGAGGGGGCUUUGACCUUUGACCCCGAGCCAGACCCCCGGGAGCUGGAAGCUGCCAGAAGCCUCUUUGGAGCCAUGGAGCCCUGGGAGCUGCUGAGAGAGGACCAGGAGGGAGACACGCUGCUGCACCUGCUGUGUGCCAGAGGCUUGCGGGGCCCUGCGCGAGCCGCGGCCGAAGCCUUCCGCGGGCUGGGGCGGCUGGAGGCCAGGGAGCACCGCGGGAAGACCCCGCUGCUGGUGGCCGUGGCCGCGGCGGCCCCGGGGGUGGUCUGGGACCUGCUGGCCCUGGGGGCUGACCCCAACGGCGCCGACCGGGGGGGGCGAACCGCCCUGCAUCUGGCUGCCACCUACGGCCUGCCCAGGGUCAUACAGGCUGUGAUGGCUUCGGGGGUCCCUGUGAACCUGGAGGCCAGGAACUUCGAGGGCCAGACCCCCCUGCACUGUGCUGUACUAUCCCAUAAUGCCUCGCUGCAAAGUAGGGGGGAGACCCCCGGGGGGGGGUCUGGGGGCAGUCCUCCACCCUCCACCCCCCAGGAGCAUCUUCUCUGUGUGGAGCUGCUGCUGAGCAUGGGAGCAGACUGCAGAAGCCAGGAGCUGAAGAGCAACCAAACCGUGCUGCACCUGGCGGCCAGGGCUGGCAACCUGCCCCUGCUCCACCUCCUGCUGCCCAGGCCUGGCCUGGCCCCGAGCAUCAUCAACCUCCAGGCCCACGGCCACACUGCCCUGCACAUGGCUGCAGCGCUGCCGGGGGGGCCCUGCCAGGAGCCUCUGCUCCGCCUGCUGCUGGCCUGGGGAGCAGAUCCUGGCAUCAGGAACCUGGAGCACGACCUCCCCCACAACCUCCUGCCCCCAGGACCCCAGGGGGACCAGCUCCGCCGCCUCCUCCGGAGCUGCCGCGGCCGCCGCCGCCCCUCCCCCCACGCCCGGAAGUGA